This is a messenger RNA of Aquila chrysaetos chrysaetos, 3550 nucleotides long. RefSeq names its product nuclear receptor subfamily 2 group F member 2 (gene NR2F2). The coding region runs from base 989 to 2221 and encodes 410 amino acids. Gene Ontology annotation, molecular function: zinc ion binding; nuclear receptor activity; RNA polymerase II cis-regulatory region sequence-specific DNA binding. The record is from RefSeq and is a predicted model, not a curated record. Gene Ontology annotation, biological process: negative regulation of transcription by RNA polymerase II; anatomical structure development; cell differentiation. NCBI's taxonomy places the organism in Eukaryota, Metazoa, Chordata, Aves, Accipitriformes, Accipitridae. The transcript has 3 exons.
GAAGCGGCUGAGCGGGGCAGAGCGGAGCGCAGCGCGGCGCGGCGGGGACGGAGAGGAGGAACAAAUAAAGAAUCAUAAUAAUAAUAAUUAAUAAUAAUAACAAUAAUAACAAUAAUAAUAAAAAGGCGAGGAGAGGAGGAGGAGGAGGAAAAAAAACAAACAGCCAGCCCCCCCACCCCCGAGCCCAAAAGAGGGAGAGAGAGAGAGAAAGAGAGCAGCGCCCGGGCGGAGCGGCGGAGAGGAAGAAUUAAAGCGAGCGAAGGAGGGAGGAGAGACAGAGCAGAGAGAGAGAGAGGAGGAAAGAGGAGGAAAAAAAAAAAAAAAAAAGCCCACAAAAACAAAGCGAUCGCAGUUGAUGUUGCUGCUGCAAGCUGGACUUCCAAAAACUACGGCGAGACCGUCCGCUCUCCGCGCCGAGAAAAGUCUCCUCAGCUGUGCGUGUUUUUUUCCGCUGUGUGUGUAAUCUUUAACCUUUUAUUCAUUCUUAUUUUGAUGGCUUUCCUGAAUGGCUGACUGCGAGCUUCCCUGGACCUGGCCCCCAGACACCCGCCUCUCCUCCUUCAACUACUCUGCUGCAGAUCAGCUCUAAGAGAGAGAGAGGGAGAUCUUUGAAGAGAUUUUUUUUUUUUCUCCUCUCUCUCUCUCUCUCCCUCUCUCCCCCACCCCCACCCACCCCUUUACUUUGCUCUCCUGGAGCCCAGACAAUCGACUCGCAACUCGCCCCCCCGCACACACACCUCCAUCGCCCCGUGCUUCUGCACCUUCGCCGGUACCGGGAGAUCCCCCCCACCCCGACCCCCCUGAAAAAAAAAAAAAAAAAAAAAAAAAAACCAAGGCAAAACAACAAAAGAGAGAGGGGGAAAGAGAGAGAGGAGGGGAGGAGGAGGAGAAAAAAAAAAGACUGCUGCAAAGCUGAUCUGAAAAGCAAAGCAAACAAACUUUGAAAAUAAAGGGGGAACAGGAAGUUUGGCAACGGUGUCCAAUAGAUAUGGCAAUGGUAGUCGGUGCGUGGCGAGACCCCCAGGACGAUGUGCCCGGAGCUCAGGGAACGCAGCCUUCGCAAGCCCCGCCGGUGCAGGGACCUCCGGCCGGGGCCCCGCACACCCCACAGACCCCGGGGCCCGGGGGCCCUCCCAGUACGCCAGCCCAGACCAACCCGCCAAGCCAGCAGAACCAAGGAGACAAACAGCAGCAGCAGCAGCACAUUGAAUGUGUGGUUUGUGGGGACAAGUCUAGUGGCAAACAUUAUGGCCAGUUUACCUGCGAGGGUUGCAAGAGUUUCUUCAAGCGGAGUGUAAGGAGGAAUCUCAGCUACACUUGUCGUGCCAACAGGAACUGUCCCAUUGACCAGCACCACCGCAAUCAGUGUCAGUACUGCCGCCUCAAAAAAUGCCUCAAAGUUGGCAUGAGACGGGAAGCGGUCCAGAGGGGCAGAAUGCCACCCACACAGCCAACUCAUGGUCAGUUCGCCUUGACAAACGGGGACCCUCUCAACUGCCAUUCCUACCUAUCCGGAUAUAUCUCCCUUCUUCUGAGAGCAGAGCCCUACCCCACCUCCCGCUUUGGCAGUCAGUGCAUGCAACCCAACAACAUCAUGGGCAUCGAGAACAUUUGUGAACUGGCAGCUAGGAUGCUCUUCAGCGCGGUGGAGUGGGCCAGGAAUAUCCCCUUCUUCCCAGACCUCCAGAUCACAGACCAGGUGGCCCUCCUGAGGCUGACCUGGAGCGAGUUGUUUGUCCUCAACGCUGCCCAGUGCUCCAUGCCCCUCCACGUAGCUCCUCUCCUGGCAGCUGCUGGCCUCCACGCUUCGCCAAUGUCUGCUGACCGAGUGGUCGCCUUUAUGGACCACAUACGAAUCUUCCAAGAGCAAGUAGAAAAACUGAAAGCAUUGCAUGUCGACUCUGCAGAAUAUAGCUGUUUAAAGGCCAUAGUCCUCUUCACCUCAGAUGCCUGUGGUCUCUCUGAUGUAGCCCAUGUUGAAAGUUUACAGGAGAAGUCACAGUGUGCUUUGGAAGAGUAUGUUAGGAGCCAGUAUCCCAACCAGCCAACACGAUUCGGGAAGCUAUUACUACGUCUCCCCUCCCUUCGCACUGUCUCCUCUUCUGUCAUAGAGCAAUUGUUUUUCGUCCGUUUGGUAGGUAAAACCCCCAUAGAAACCCUAAUCAGGGAUAUGUUACUGUCUGGCAGCAGUUUUAACUGGCCUUAUAUGUCCAUUCAAUAAAAUAUUCGAGAGAGAAAAAAAAAAUUUUAAAAAAAUUAAAAAUUGAGAAGGGAGAUGAAAGAGAGUGAAAGGAAAGCAAAUGACAUUUGGGUUCUGGUUGUUUCUUAAAUUUCCUUCUGCUAAGAAAGGAUGUAAAAGGAUGUUACAAGUUUGCUAAGAGAAGACAGGAAAAAAUUAAUGGACUGUGAAUUUAAAAAGAGACUGUCAAAUGAACUUUUACAGAAUGCAUUAAAAACUCCCGUGUCGUUCAGAAAAAAAACUUGCUACUUAUCAUUUUUUGUAAAAAAUAAAAAAAGAGAGAAAGAAAAAAGAAAGAAAGAAAAAAGAGAAAGAAGAAGAAAAGAAAUGAUGGUUGGCUUUUUCUUUUUUUCUUUUUUCUUCUUUUUUUUCUUUUUUUUGGGGUAAACUUUUUAAAAAAAAUCUCGCUUAAAGUGCAUUUAAAGGAAAUUUGGAGAAAAUUAGCAGAACGGAAGAAAGUAAGUCUUUUUUUUCCAAAUUAUUAAUUGUCCUAUGUGUCUAUGUACCUAUAGCUGUUCUUUUUUGUAUUUUUCUGGUUUCAAACCAGUUUAUUCUGUGGUUCUAUAAUAAUUUUUUGAUAUAACCUUGGCUUCUUUAAAAAAAAAAAAAAAACUGUGUAUCCUUAAAAUAUAUGUUCUGAAAGAAUUAAAACUGAGUCCACGAAAGUAUCAUAGGAAGAAAGGAAAAGAGAAAAAAAAAACCCUCAACAACACAAUGAUGGAAGCGCACUUAAGGUGGUGACCCAAAAUCUAGCUUGAAGCUGAGAGAGCUAUAAUUAUAUAGACCCGAAUGAACCACACGUGUCAUAUAACUACCCCCAAAUCUAGGUUUUUUGAUAUUUCGGUCAGAAAAUGAACUGUGGGGAUUUAUUAUAGGUAGAAGGAAUUCGUGUCCAAGACACACUAUGGUUUUGAUUUAAAAAACAAACAAACAAGCAAAGUGAACUUUUGUAAUUUGAAUUGGGUUCCACAUAGUUCAUCAUGAAUUGUUAUUAAACUCCUCUAUCUGUUUGUAUAUUUGCAAGCCCUUUGUAUUAUAAUAAUUGUUGAUAUUUUCCCCUUUUUAAAAAAUACCAUUGAAAUCAGCAUGACAAAAUAACACUGUUGGCACUUAUAGAUAACGUGAUUGAUUCAGUAUCUUAGAGUUUACAGUUUUGUGUUUAAAAAAACUGAAGGUUUUUUUUUUUAAGUGCAACAUUUCUGUAUACUGUAAAAGUUAUAAUAACUGAACUGUUUGGUCGAGUCUUUGUGUGUUAUAUUCCAAGGAAAAUUGAAAGUAUUCAGAAAUUAAAAUAUUAUUUGAUAUCUGAAA